This is a messenger RNA of Adineta steineri, 1524 nucleotides long. The record is from the annotation of a GenBank genome assembly. NCBI's taxonomy places the organism in Eukaryota, Metazoa, Rotifera, Eurotatoria, Adinetida, Adinetidae.
AUGUCUGAAGUAGCAUCAACUCCAGUACCACCUACAGAAAAUACCGUAGCCGAACCUUCAACAGUCGGUGAACCUCAACAAGAAAAAACUGAGAAUACUACAAAUCCAGUUGAUGAAGCUGCUCAAAAUGAAGUACAAUAUUCUAUGGUUAAUCCUGAAUUAAAACCUGUUCGUCGUAUAAUUGCUGAUGAUCUUGAAUGGAGUUUACGUAUUGUUCCAGCAUUAACAGAUUUAGCAUUGAAUUCUCUUGUAAAAAGUUUUGAUACAGAACCAAAAUAUAAUGAAUUAUUAGAUAAACAUCGUGAUCAAUUAUUAAAAAGUUUAUCAACAAAUGUUCCACUUAAAGUAACAGCACCUAUCGUACAUGAUGAAAAUUAUUGGGAAAAAUGUUGUAAAGAAAAAUGGCCAAUAUGUGAUAUCAAAGAAUAUGAUAAUUCUUGGAAACGUUUUUAUUUUGAAAAAAAUAUUCAAGAAAUUAUUGAAAAUUUUAUUCCAGCUAAAACUGAUAUGAAACAAUUAUUUGAAUAUGUUGAUCUUGGUGCACAAUAUGUUAAACGACUUGAUAUAAAACAAUUAUUACCACCUGUUGAAAUACAAGAUCGAAUUUUACAAAAUGAUGAAGAAUAUUUUGAUGAUGAUGAAGAUAAUGAAUCACCUACUGAUCCUGAUGCUGAAUUAAAAAAGCCUUUAAGUGAUCAUUUUGAUUUUACACAACUUAUUAAACGUUUACCAAAUCUCGAAGAAUUACAUGUUGUUUAUGGUGUUAAAAGUUGUGGAAUGAAUUUUGAAUGGAGUAUGUUUGAAUUUACAAAAAAAGAUUGUCAAAUAUUAGCUAAAUCUGUUCAACAAUGUAAAUCAUUACGUGUUUUACAUUUACAUAGAAGUAAAGUUGAUGAUCUUAAAAUAAGAAUGUUAGUACGAGAUGGUUUACUUGAUCAUCCAACAUUAGAAGAACUUAAUUUUGAACAUAAUUCAAUUGGUGAUCGUGGAUGUCGAGCCAUUGCUAAAUUACUUAAUGGUCAUUCUAAAUUAAUUCGAUUAAAUUUAUGUAAUAAUCUUAUUGGUCCUCAAGGUGCACAAGCAAUUGCAUAUGGUAUUACAAAAUCACCAACACUUGAUUAUUUAAAUUUACGUUUAAAUCGUAUUGGAGAUGCAGGUGGUCAAGCUAUAUGUUUAGCAUUAUUAAUGAAUCAAACAUUACAUGAAUUAAAUUUAUCAUCAAAUAAUCUUUCGGAACCAACUGGAAAUAAAUUAGCUGAAAUACUUCAUCAAAAUAAAACUUUAAUUAAAGUUGAUAUAAGUGCGAAUCGUUUAGGUGGUGAUAGUGGUAGACAAUUACAAGAAAAUUUACAAGAUAAUACAACAUUGUUGUAUUUUGAUUUACGUAUGACUGAAUGUGGACAAGAAUCUGAAUAUAUAAUUAAUCAAAAAUUAAAAGCAAAUAGAGAACAAGAUCGUUUAAAUCGUAUAAGUGAUCGUAAAAAUCAUGGUCCAAUGGGACGAACAUAUUCACAUUUAUUUUAA